This is a messenger RNA of Ostrinia nubilalis (European corn borer), 2622 nucleotides long. RefSeq names its product zinc finger protein 595-like. The coding region runs from base 264 to 2576 and encodes 770 amino acids. Gene Ontology annotation, cellular component: nucleus. The record is from RefSeq and is a predicted model, not a curated record. Gene Ontology annotation, biological process: regulation of transcription by RNA polymerase II. Lineage: Eukaryota; Metazoa; Arthropoda; Insecta; Lepidoptera; Crambidae. Gene Ontology annotation, molecular function: RNA polymerase II transcription regulatory region sequence-specific DNA binding; DNA-binding transcription factor activity, RNA polymerase II-specific. The transcript is spliced from 15 exons.
AGCGUAAUUUCUCUUUGGUUUUUGCAAGACGUGAAUUCGGUGCUUUCUUCACGUUAUUAACAAAUUAGUGUGAAGUUCCUGAGUUAUAAAAUGAUUUUGUGUUGAGAAUUUAGAUGCGAACUGAAUGUAGCACCUUGGACAUGCAAUGAAAGUUAUUUUGUUUACAAAUUUCUUUAGGUGCAUUACGACACCCAAGUGCUCACUUGUGAGCCCUAAGAGUAUGAUUGAAAUGAAGUAAAUGUAUGCAAUAACUUCUCAACAAAAUGGGAGACAUGAGUUUGAAAUGCCCACUCUGCUGCAAUCAGACUUUUGAUUCAAAAUUGUCACUUGUAGAGCAUUUGGCGAAUAUAUUAUCUAAUCUAACUUGUCCUAUUUGCGAGAAUAGGUGGUCAUCGUUGGCCCAUCUUAUAGAACAUUUGAAUCUUGACGAUUGCCAAAGUCAAGCCAUCCACAUAAAAACUAUAGAUGAGUCUGAAGAGGAUUCAGUAAUAAAUCCCGCACCUCCUUCAAAUCCAAGUGAGAAUGACAGUGAAAUUCGAAUCGAAAAUGUAACCACUGUUGAAACUGUUAAUGAAAGUGUGGAGAAUGAAAACUUUGUGAGUAGCAUACCAACUGAGAAUAGUCACAUAGAAAUAAAGCUUACUACUGACGGUCUAAAUGAUGGGAAAAUGUAUGUGGAGUAUGUGAACCAUGAUAAGUUGAACUCAUGCUUGCAAACCCAAGAGCUGAAACUGUUGACGGAGGAUGGUGAGAUGGAACAGUUUGUGGUGAUGUCACCGAACAGUGGUGAACUCAGUUUGGGGGGUGCCAUUGUCACGAAACAGAAUGAAGAUGGAACCAUCUCCCUAACUACAGUUAAAGAUACAAAAGAGUCUGAAACUGUGAUCACACCUGCUGAAGUGGAAUUGGAAGACACUCCGGAGCUGUACAGCUGCAACACGUGUGGGGUUUCGUUCUCCUCUGUCGCCGAACACAUUCAAAACUAUCACAAUGAUCAAGAAGUGGUGGUUGAGGAACCCAUGGAGGAUGAUUCCAGUGCAGUGGUUGAAACACUGCAGUAUGACACUCUGACCAGUGAAGUAGUGACACCUCCCAAGCCCAAGACAAGGCAGAUUAUCACUGAAAAUGGUGAUAUAGUGGAUGCACCCUUUAUAAUUGAUAACCCUCCUGAAACUGAGGAGUUUAUAGUUCCAAAUGUGGUUGAGAAACCCAAAGCGAAGGGGAAAAAGUUUGUACAAAUUGAUAAAUUCUGUGAUAGUCUUGUAAAGAAUAUUUACCAGAUUAAUGAAAAGGAUGGCACCUACCACAAAGUGAUUAUGAACGAAUCAAAAGCACCUGAUGGCACCAAACUUAAAACAUACUGGUGUUUGUCUUGUGAGAUCAGUGUCAGUAAUCUAGACGAUUUUAAACUGCACCCUUGUAAAGUUUUAAAAUAUCAAUGUGUAUAUUGUUCUGUUGCUUAUUCCAAUUCUAAAUCAUUGUGUGCUCACAUGAAGGUACACAAAGUGAGACCAGAUGGAAUGAGUAUCGAUUUACCGCGGCAAGACAUACCCACGCGCUAUGAAUGUGAGAUCUGCAAUACAGCCUUUCAAUCAAAUAAAUCGUUGAAAUUGCACAAGAGAAUGCACGAUCCUGUCAAGGCUCGGCAAAUAGAACCGCCAGUGGAGAACGCCGACGGCACAGAGACCAGUAACUGUAGCUACAAGUGUCCGAUCUGCGAGAAGAUGAUUCCAAUGGACUACCUCGCCAUACACCAGGAGUCGCACAAGUCGAACGAGCUCAACUGCCAUAUAUGCAACAAGAAGUUCUACUCGACAGAAUACCUGCAGAUGCAUAUGACUGUCCACAAUAUGGAUAAGAUAACAGUAAACAAAUCAGACAAACUGCUUCCGUAUAGCUGUUCCUACUGUAACAGACGGUUCGUGAGGCCUCACGAAAAGGUCAAACAUGAACGAAUACAUACAGGUGAGAAACCCCACUCGUGCGAGAUUUGCGGCAAGUCGUUCCGCGUGUCGUACUGCCUCACGCUACACAUGCGUACGCACACUGGCGCGCGCCCGUAUACGUGCCCGCACUGUGGGAAGAGGUUCAAAGCGCACAGUGUGUACAACCACCACUUGCUCACGCACUCAGAAGUCCGCGCGUACAAGUGUCCCUACUGCCCGAAGGCGUUCAAGACGUCCGUACAACUGGCCGGCCACAAGAACUCGCAUACCAAACCCUUCUCUUGCCCACACUGUAAUAGGCCGUUCGCAUCUCUCUACGCUGUCCGCGUGCAUUCGGAGACGCACGCUCGCCAGAACAACCUGAAGUUCUCGUGUUCGCUGUGCGGCGCGAGCUACGCGCGGGCCUUCGCGCUCAAGGACCACGUCAAGCAGGUUCAUCAACAGGACGUCGACGCCAUGGACCUGCCCGUGGUGAACAUAGCGAAGAUUAAUAAAGACGACUGGCCGUUGAAAGAAAGCGAUGGCGAUGUUGAGACCAUAACCCUCACUCACAAAGAUUUGUCGCAAGAGAUAUGUGAAUUAGAAAUGUCUUCCAGCGAAUUAAUUGAUCCUAUUAAGGUAACAAAUUAAUAAUUAAAGGUAAUUUUAAUGUACAGACGUCGGUAACAUGAAAUCA